AUGGUUUCCGCUCACCCCUACACACCGCGUCGCAUCAGCAAUGACUUUUUCGGUAUCGACGUCGGCCUUCGAGGCAACGCUCUCCUUGCUGUCAUCACUGCCUCGUGCGCCAGUGGUUUCUUGCUCGUUGGUUAUGACAACGGUGUUAUGGGUGGUCUCGUGAACGGCGAAGAGUUCAAGAGGACCUUCAACACCAACGACGCCAACACGCUCGGUAACAUUGUCUCGCUUUACGAAAUCGGCUGCUUCUUUGGUGCCCUUGCCACCUUCGUCGUCGGUGAUUAUCUCGGCCGUCGCCGCACCAUCCUCAUCUCCAGCAUCUUCAUGGUCGCCGGUGCUAUCAUCCAGGCCGCUUGCAACGACGUUGGCGUCAUGAUCGCCGGCCGUAUCAUUUCGGGCCUCGGUAUGGGCGCAAUCAACUCGACUGUCCCCGUUCUUCAGGCCGAAACGGCGCCAGCAACCUCCCGUGGAAAAUUGGCCGCCGUUUCGUUGACGAUCCUAAACGUAGGCAUCGUUUUAAGCUAUUGGAUCGACUACGCUUUCGCAGUCACCUUGACCGGCAAUGUCAUCUGGAGGGUUCCUAUUGCUCUUCAGUGCGUUUUCAUCGGCGGCCUCGUCCUCGCCACCCUCAUCAUCCCCGAGACUCCCCGUUGGCUCGCCAAGAAGGGCCGUCACGAGGAGGCAAUUGCCGUCCUUGAGCGUCUUCACAACGCCUCGAUCGACUCGCCCGAAGUCCAGCAGUCCUACGCCGGUAUCCAGCAGGCCCUCGAGCACGAGCGCGCCGCCUCCAACACCGGCUGGUCCUUCCUUGUAAAGGAGGAUUCCAUUCGCUCCCGCCGCCGAUUGCUUCUCGCCUGCUUCAUCCAGGCAGCCCAGCAGCUGUCCGGUAUUAACGCGCUUAUCUACUAUUCCGGCACGCUGUUUGCCAAGUCGGUCCGCCUCUCCGAUGCUCAGUCCGCUGUCAUGGCCGGUGGUCUCAACAUGUGCCUCAUCCUCGGUUCGACCAUCUCUUACUUCCUGAUUGACCGCGUCGGCCGCAAGGCGCUGCUCAUUCCAUGCAUUGCUGGUAUGUCUGCCGUCAUGUGUGUCCAGACCGGCCUUGUCAAGGUCAUCCAGGAGGGUACCGGUGGUGCCAUCUACGGUCGCGCUGCUGCCGCCAUGCUCUUCGUCUUCGAGUUCUUCUUCUCGCUCGGUUUCCAGGCCACCGUCUGGCUUAUCCCCUCCGAGGUUCUUCCCUUGCUCAUCCGAACCAAGGGUUCCGCGCUCUCGACCGCCUCCAACUGGAUCUUCAACUUUGCCAUUGUCAAGUUCACGCCUUCGGCGCUCGACAACAUCGGCUGGAAGACCUACAUCAUCUUUGCUGUCCUCAACGCUGCUUGGGUUCCCAUCAUCUACUUCUUCCUUCCCGAGACUGCCAACCGCACGCUCGAGGAGAUGGACGAGAUCUUUGCCAAGGACAACUGGCAGAUCGACCAGUCGCACGCUGCCGCCGACACCAAGGCCGCCGCUCACCGCAACACCGACAUGGAGUACGCCGACGACACCGGCUCCAACAAGGGCUCCUACAAGAACGAGCAGACCGUCACCUCGACCCUUGACCGUUAA
Molecule: messenger RNA, 1605 nt
Organism: Kalmanozyma brasiliensis GHG001
Lineage: Eukaryota; Fungi; Basidiomycota; Ustilaginomycetes; Ustilaginales
Product: General substrate transporter
Exons: 2
Coding region: 1-1605 (534 amino acids)
Biological process (GO): transmembrane transport; carbohydrate transport
Cellular component (GO): membrane
Molecular function (GO): carbohydrate:proton symporter activity
Source: RefSeq, a predicted model, not a curated record